This is a messenger RNA of Lasiodiplodia theobromae, 1428 nucleotides long. RefSeq lists its product as uncharacterized. Bases 1 to 1428 code for a protein of 475 amino acids. The transcript is spliced from 5 exons. The record is from RefSeq and is a predicted model, not a curated record. NCBI's taxonomy places the organism in Eukaryota, Fungi, Ascomycota, Dothideomycetes, Botryosphaeriales, Botryosphaeriaceae.
AUGGCAGCCCAUCCCCCGCAGCUCGAGCUCGCUGAAUACGAUGACGCCGGAAAUAUCACCGCGACCUACAUCGAGACUGGUCCACGCAUUGAUGUGAUCCUACCCGAGGAGCGCAAAACACUUUUGCACCAGGCUCUGGACGUGUUCCUGCCCGCCGGCUACCCUCAAAGCGUGACCGAGGACUACAUGCCCUUCGCAGGCGUCGGAGUCGGGGACGCCAGCGCCUCGCCUACCGCGGCUCUGCUCCUGUCGGUCCUACAAGAGUCGACGGGUCGCGUUGCUACAAUCCUCUUCGCGGCAAAGCUUGGAACCAGCCUGGAGCCGGAGUGCAAGGCGUGGAGAUUGGCAGCUGACUUUUUCAACGAUGCUGCUAUGCUGUUGGAUUGCGUGUCACCAGCCUUGCCACGCCUCCCGCGCGUCCUGGUUCUCAGUUUCAGCAGCAUCCUUCGCGCUCUAUGCGGCGUUGCUGCGGGGUCUAGCAAAGCGAGCCUGAGUGCUCACUUUGCGCGCAUGCAGAACCUUGGAGAAUUAAAUGCGAAAGAUUCCUCGCAGGAGACGAUUAUCUCCCUCUUGGGAAUGCUUGCUGGGAGUGUUGUCGUGUCAUGGGUCUCAUCCCCGCUGGCGACAUGGGUGGCAAUGCUGCUGCUGCUGACAACUCACCUGGGGACCAACUAUGCCGCCGUCCGAGCGGUCAGCAUGCGGUCGCUGAACCGGCAGCGUGCCAACAUCGUCAUGACACACCUUCUCGCGUACGACAAAAUACUCUCACCGCAGCAGGUUUCGCAAAGGGAGCGGAUCUUCGAGCUUCGGGACGGAGCGCUGCGCUGGGCGGACGAUCAAGUCAUCGGCCGUUGCAGAAUUGGGGUUCGUCUGGCCGAACUCGUGGCAAGGCUCCCAGGCGCAGAGGCUGGGGCCCCAGCUGCAGCGCGGAAAACCGGGGCGGUUGUGCGCGACGCCGGUGCCUCAGCCAAGACGAUGUCGCUGUCGACACUGCUUAAGGUUUUCGAGCACGAGUCGUACCUGCUCUGGUUCGACUCCGCCAGGUCCGAAGCGCUCAUCGUACUCAAGCAGAGUUGCGAGCCAGCUGCUCAGCUUCAGGCCUGGACGCAGGCGCUGCUGCUCGCCUCCCGCCAUGGAGCAGCAGCCGGGGGGCGCCGGGGAGCGGCGGCGACUCAGACGUUGGGGCCACAGUCAGCCACGUCCCAGCAGGGCCUGAGACAGGCUGCAGAACAACACGGCCGCGUCAACGAGGUUGAGACGGAGCUGCGGCUGACGCUAGAGCAAACGCGCCAGAUGUUUGGCGGCGGCAGCGGCAGCGCGAAAAAGCGGCUGGAAGCGGCGGGCUGGGACCUGAGCAUUGCAGCUCUGGAGACCCACCCGGGCACACGCGCUGGCGUGCGGGCAUCUCUGUGGCCGGAAGAAAAGUGA